UGCUCUGGUCCAUGGGGUCACGAAGAGUCGGACACGACUAAACAACAACAGUACUUGUUUUGUGGCAGAGCUGAUGUAGCAAACCACCUUUAGAUCACGGCCCGCGUGACCCAGUAGCGGGUCCAGUGACCACCAGUCGCAAGACCAACGCAGUAUAGCCCGUCUUAGCCACCUGUUCGAAAUAAAAACGUUGCCCCUUUAAGGAGUCGGCACGACCGACGAAGGCGGAGCUACAGUGUAUCCCUUUUUGCUCCUACUCGAACGUUCUGUCCCCAUUCGCACCUUCCCUGACCUUCUGCUGAUCUAACGUUUCGUUCCAUUCACACUUUCCCCCCCUCUCAUUUUCGGCGUUCCGCUGAUCGGACGUUCCAUCCCCAUUCACACUCCCCCAGACCCGGGAGUCCUCGUUUCUAUAGCAAGUUGCCGCUGGGUCGAUUCCGCCAACCGGAGCAGAUGAAAUGAGGCGAUUUUGCAGCGGCAGCCGGUGGCUGGUGUCGGCGGCCUCCCUGGCUCUCGGGUUGGGCUUGGGCGCCAGCUUUUCCAAGAGAGAGAGGCAGCCGAGCCAUCUGGGAGCGGAGGCGGAGGGGCUCCUCUCGCGGCUGCCGGUCGUGCCAGUGGUUGCCGCCGCCACAACUUCGGAUUUGGCUGCCCGAGGCGGCGUUGGCGACUCGGGGGAUCUGGCCAAGUACGGCUUGCCGGGGCUGUCCCUGCUGCGGACCCGGGAGUCCUACGUGCUGUGCUACGACCCGCGGGCUCGUAGCGCCCUCUGGGUGGUGGAGCAGCUAAACCCGGCUACGCUGAGCGGCUCCUCGGACCGCGCUGCCUGCGACUUCCGUUCCGACGACUCGAUUCAUGAGUACCACCGCGCCACCAACGAGGAUUACCGGGGCAGCGGCUUUGACCGGGGACACUUGGCGGCCGCCGCCAACCACCGCUGGAGCCAGAAGGCCAUGGGGGACACGUUCUACUUGAGCAACAUCGCCCCCCAGAAUCCUCACCUGAAUCAGAAUGCUUGGAAUAACUUGGAGAAAUACUGCAGAAGCUUAACUAAAUACAACAAGAAUGUUUAUGUCUGUACGGGACCACUUUUUCUACCCAGGAUGGAGGCAGAUGGGAAGAUGUAUGUGAAAUACCAGGUGAUUGGGAAAAGCCAUGUGGCCGUCCCCACACACUUCUUCAAGGUGCUCAUCCUGGAGAAGUCAAGUGGGGAGAUUGAGUUGCGCUCCUACGUCAUGCCAAACAGCCCCGUCAAUGAUAAGAUCCCUCUGGAGAAUUUCCUGGUCCCCAUCGAGAGCAUCGAGCGGGCCUCCGGCCUCCUCUUCGUCCCCAACAUCCUCAAGAGGACUAGCAAGUUGAAAGCAAUCUCUGCUGGAAGCAACUUGAAAGCAAUCACAGCUGGGAGUACCACCUAAGGAAGUGAUUCCGGAGACCUUGCAAACAGACACUUGCCAGGUGGUAGGAUCUGCCCGAGUAGCCAGUAGGUAUCCUAGCUCCAACAAGCAACUCUUUCUCGCCGCUCUCAAGGAACAGUACCUGCUUCUAAGGACAAGAGGCAGUGAUGGCCACCAACUUGGAUUGCUUUCCUCUGCAUGUGCUGUAAAGGGAAACUAGGGGCAGAUGGGGCUUGUCAAUAUGGGAAGCGAGCCCAUCUAGGAGAAGGAAUCUCUGCUGCCUUGCGGGGUGUCUUCAAGAGAAGAAAAUACUAAGGAGUAAACUCUACACAAAUCCAGAGUGCACCUCCUCCUGGCAACUCCUGCAGCCAAGCUGGUAACAAACAUAUUGCUCUGCUUUCCUUUGGACCACACCAGCGAGGCCGAGACGGGGGUCUUGCCAUCUGGGCAGCCCAGGACCUUCAUAUACACAGCCAGGUGUAUGUGAUCAUUUAUACGUAUAUAUUUUACUUCUAUUAAUUCUUAAUGGUUUAAAAAAUAAUAAAAAUGCAAAAA
Molecule: messenger RNA, 1946 nt
Organism: Zootoca vivipara (common lizard)
Lineage: Eukaryota; Metazoa; Chordata; Lepidosauria; Squamata; Lacertidae
Gene: ENDOG
Product: endonuclease G
Biological process (GO): apoptotic DNA fragmentation
Cellular component (GO): mitochondrial inner membrane; nucleus
Molecular function (GO): metal ion binding; RNA endonuclease activity; single-stranded DNA endonuclease activity
Source: RefSeq, a predicted model, not a curated record